Macrosteles quadrilineatus (aster leafhopper) is the source of this 1137-nucleotide messenger RNA. RefSeq lists its product as uncharacterized. The record is from RefSeq and is a predicted model, not a curated record. NCBI's taxonomy places the organism in Eukaryota, Metazoa, Arthropoda, Insecta, Hemiptera, Cicadellidae. The transcript has a single exon. The coding region runs from base 1 to 1137 and encodes 378 amino acids.
AUGAUUGCUGAUAACAACCCGGUCCUUAUUCUAGACAGAAUAACCUCAAACCUCCCACACUCAGAAGUUCCAGUUAAUGUUAAAGAAUACUUCAAACAUUUGGUCCUGGCUGAUCCAACUUUUCAUCUGCCUAGUAAGAUAGAUGUGCUCAUAGGUGCUGAUCUAUUCGCUAAAGUAAUCACUGGUGAACGCAUCACCAUUAACAAGGAUCUGCCUGCUGCCAUGAAUUCUGUAUUUGGAUAUCUUAUCAUAGGCUCUGCCCCAACUCUUCCUGCUGUAGUCCCUCAAAAAACAGCCCCUCAAUGCAAGGGUAAUGUUUCUUUAUUAAGUACUCAAGAUAUUGAUUUGCACAAUUCUCUGCAGAAAUUUUGGACUCUAGAGGAACCUCCUGUCAAACUUCAUGUAACAUCUGAACAAGAAAUUUGUGAAAAUCACUUUCUAAACACAGUCUCUAGGGAUUCAGAUGGACGCUACUUUGUUAGGCUACCCAUAAAAGAAAAUCAUCCCCCUCUUGGUGACUCAUCAUUUUGCGCUCGUAAUAGAUUCCUAUCACUUGAAAGAAAAUUAGAAAGUCAGCCUGAAGUUAAAGCAGAGUAUAGUAAAGCCAUACAUGAUUUAUUGUCAUCUAGUCACAUGGAACCUGUUAACCCUCCUCCAAACAGUGAUAAUAAACAAUUUUACUUACCUCACCAUGCUAUUGUCAAAGUAGAUUCCUCAACUACCAAGCUUCGUGUAGUAUACGAUGCAAGCGCACGCAGCUCCUCAGGUGUCUGCCUUAACGAUAUUCUACAUACGGGGCCAAAACUACAUAAUGAUCCGAAUGAUAUUCUGUUAAAGUUUAGACUAUCCCCUAUUGUCUUCUCAUGUGACAUCAUCAAACAAAUGUUUCGUCAAAUAAUGAUCCACCCAGAUGAUAGAAACUAUCAAAUGGUGUAUUGGAGAGAUGACAAAGACGAUCCCCUUUCAGUUUACCGCUUAACUACGGUUGUGUUUGGAUUCAACUGUUCACCCUACUUGGCACCAAGGACACUUCACCAACUUAUUACUGAUGAAGGCGCAAACUUCCCUCUGGCAGCUGAGGCUUUGAAGAAACAAGUAUAUGUAGAUGAUGUAAUUUUAGGUGCCAACAGCAUAUAA